AUGGCUCAGUACGGGAACUACAAAAGCUACCAAGGUGCCAGUCGACACGAUGGUCCCAAUCGUGCCCCGCACGUUAUCGAUUACCGCCUGCAAGCCCUCGCCAACGCUUCUCCAGAUCUGUUUACUGGCAAGGACAUCCUGGAUAUAGGAUGCAACAAUGGGGCGAUAGCUGUGCAUCUGGGCAUUUCAUUCUCUCCGGCAAGCGUAACCGGCGUCGAUAUCGAUCCAGAACUGGUUCAAAAGGCGAUAUCGCAUCUAUCCUUGCGAUAUUCCAGGACUGCCCCAGUAGAUGGAGAGUCUGCCCCAGUCGAGCCUAGCCAGGUCGAGCGGAAUAAUUAUUUUCCGAUCUCGUCGGUACUGCAGCAUGGGCACCGGAAUUACCAUCAGGAUCUCGACCCCGCAAAGUUUCCCCUUAACGUGGCCUUCCGCUGUGAAAACUGGGCUACGAGCCCUCCUUUGGAACCGGGGUUUUACGAUGUGAUCCUCGCUCUAAGCAUGGUUAAAUGGGUCCACCUGCAGGGCUUGGAUGAAGGAUUACGAGCAUUCUUUGCCAAGGUCUACUUGUCUCUACGUCCGUCUGGAUACUUUAUCCUUGAACCCCAGGAGUGGGAAUCUUACAAGCGGGCGGUAAAGAAGAAUAAGACCCUCGAAGGGAACUAUAAAAAGCUAGAAACUCGCCCAGAUGACUUUCAACCAAUCUUGGAAGCAAUCGGGUUUAAUCUUUUGCAAAAAUUAGAUACCAGUCUCAAACGGGACAUUUUUAUUUAUCAGAAGAACUAA
Molecule: messenger RNA, 780 nt
Organism: Morchella importuna
Lineage: Eukaryota; Fungi; Ascomycota; Pezizomycetes; Pezizales; Morchellaceae
Exons: 4
Coding region: 1-780 (259 amino acids)
Biological process (GO): snRNA modification
Molecular function (GO): RNA methyltransferase activity; O-methyltransferase activity; snRNA binding
Source: RefSeq, a predicted model, not a curated record